AUGUCGGAUAACCUGUCGGGAAGGCGUAAAAGAGGAAGAGGCCGCGAGCGCGGAGGAUUGCGGGGAAACGGCAGAAAAGUAGAGACCGAGGAGCGGAAAGCGAAAGAAUUGGCUAUGACUGAAGAAGAAUAUCAAGAAACCAAGAGAAAACUGCUCCGAAUCGCAGUCAUCGCCGAAACGCAAUACAAUGAGCUCCGAAAGCAGUUGAAAAAGAAUAAGGAGCAGGAAUAUCUGGAAUACAAGGCACUAGUCGACAGAGGAGAAUGUCCCGAGUUUUUGCUGGGAAAAGCGGAAGCCGAUGAGAAAUUGAAGAAGAAAUUGGAAAUCAACGAAACGCGAUAUGAGCUGAAAAUGGCUCAGAUUCAAGAUGAAUACGAGGCGGAGACGGCGAUCAACGAGACGCAACACGAUGAUCAGUACGCGUACGCCAAGGAUCGAUUCAUCACGUUUUUCGAGGAGUUGAUUGAGGAAAAAACGAAACGGCAACGAGAGAUUGGGCUGAUUAUGGGAGCGCUUUUAACACUUCCACCACUACCGACUCCCACCAGUCAGCGACCAAUCUUCGUCGAGGACGUCGAUCCGAACAGACGACAGACGAGAAGUCGAAGCAAAGCAAUGAGAAACGAGGAGGAGUCGUCGACGUCGAAGUGA
Molecule: messenger RNA, 651 nt
Organism: Caenorhabditis remanei
Lineage: Eukaryota; Metazoa; Nematoda; Chromadorea; Rhabditida; Rhabditidae
Exons: 4
Coding region: 1-651 (216 amino acids)
Source: RefSeq, a predicted model, not a curated record